AGCUAACCUAACCAUGCCCACUAUCCAGAUAAGGAAGGGGUGGCAGGAGACAGGAAACCGAGAGGACAGGGCUACUAUCAGCAGAUCCUGAUGGAUGCAACCGCCCAUUACCAGCAAUAUCAUCUUCUCCUCUCCGGCUUGCUUCCGAUAUACGAAUCGCUUCCUCUUGGUGGACUUUCUUUUCUUCUUUUACUUGUCCAGCAUACGGUCUUUCUCGAUCUUCGGGCGCUCACUUACAUACGGGCGGCGUUCUUGUUUGUUCAUCUGAGAUACCACAGUUUCUCGUACACCUGCUCCGAUACACGUUCUAGCGAAAUUCACAUUUAUUGCAUACUCCUUUGCAUCUCCGCCAAAAGUUGCCCAGUGACACUGGACCGAUCUGCCUCGUCUGGUUGUUUCCAUGGUUGCAAUGUAUGAAGUUCUCUACUACUAUGCUGAUACAAGUUUGCGCCAACACCUCUCAAAAACAGAGCCGACGGAUGAGUAUUACCGAAGACGGAUUCUUGAAAGUUUAACUCGUCUUUCUCCUUUCUCCAUCAUGAUUAUGGUGUUUCUUCUUCCGGCACAUCGUGACUGAGUCCCUUGUAUUUCUUUAUUUGCACUACCACA
Molecule: messenger RNA, 609 nt
Organism: Sodiomyces alkalinus F11
Lineage: Eukaryota; Fungi; Ascomycota; Sordariomycetes; Glomerellales; Plectosphaerellaceae
Exons: 1
Coding region: 91-417 (108 amino acids)
Source: RefSeq, a predicted model, not a curated record